Molecule: messenger RNA, 2863 nt
Organism: Lutzomyia longipalpis
Lineage: Eukaryota; Metazoa; Arthropoda; Insecta; Diptera; Psychodidae
Product: thioredoxin domain-containing protein 11
Exons: 7
Coding region: 248-2770 (840 amino acids)
Source: RefSeq, a predicted model, not a curated record
UCAGUGUGGUACGUUGCAAAAAUUUUACUAAAUUUUCCUCCGUGCUUUCCCCAACGGCAUUUUCCAUGCUCGUGGAGCAUUUCUGGGAGCUGAAGGAGCUUGGCAGGAAUCUUGGUGCGCCAAAGUAACAACAGAGUGCCAAAAAGGACGUUCAGGGGGAGGAUUUUUGGGGUUUUUCUGGGUGUUGAAAAUGUACGUGAUAUGACGUGUUCAUCUCACAGAGAAAGAACCCCAAAAGAAUUUCCAUAUGUCAGACGUACGGCCUCCAGAAGCUGAUAAAAGAACUGAUACACCGUGUGGGGAUACAGCUGGAGUACUUGGAAGGAAUGUUCCAUCUGCCAAUCAAGAAGUCGUGAAUUCCUCGAGAAAAGUCCAGAGAAAUAUGGUUAUUUACUAUGGGAAGGAGGUAAUCUGCAUAAUCGCAUUAAUACUCACCACGUAUGCAACGCUGCAGAACAAUGCAACACGGACAGCGAGGCCCCCGAGUCCUCGACACUUCUUCUCAGCGGGUUCCCUCGUGAGUGAUUCCCCGGAUGGGCGUUUGGGGCCCACACAGAGCCGCGUGACACUGUCGGAGCUCUCAUUUGUCUUCUACUACGCCCCCUGGUGCGCUAGUAGUCAGAAAGCCCGGACUGCGUAUGAGCACGUUGCACGAAUCUUCUACCACGAAGCCCAUUUUGCCGCUAUAAAUUGCUGGCAGCCGGGUGGAGAGUGCCGGCUGCAGUACUCAAAGGUUCAAUCAUGGCCUGUGCUGAUGGCUUACAUGCCUGGUGGGCUGGCGGUGCAAUUCAACGGGCAGUGGCACCCGAAGAACCUCGUCAAGUUUGUCCGUUCCCUCAUUAAGCCCAUCCAUCGUCUUGGUGUCCCAAAUGAGCUCCUGACCGUUCUCACGGGACACGAUGCUGUUGUCGUGGCUUUUGUGGAGCUACAGAAGCACCAGCGUGCAUAUCAGAUCUUCUUCCAGACAGCUGUGAAGUUCCUGGAACGAGAACCAUUGCGUGAGAUGCAAUUUGCCGUUGUUACGGGGGAAUCUGCAAAGGCUUUCGGCGUGGACACAAUGCCCAGCAUAAGGCUGUAUCAGUGGAAUGAGACACUGGAAUACUUCAAUUCAACGUGGACUGUGUCGAAUAUUACAUCCUGGGUGGUGGAUCACAAUCAGCAGGUAACGCUGUGGAUGUCGCCAACAGGUGGGAAAUCCAAGAUGUUCUCGCAGUACAUAAAGCAGGGCUCAGCUCUGCUUUUCUUCACACCGCGGAACUUCUACUGGGACUGGACAGAUGGCUACACGAUGAUCCGGCAACUUGGCAUGGAGUACUACAAUUGCCUCGGCGAUAAGUGGAUCAACGAGAUGUCCCGGGAAUUUAUGAUGUUCCAACGAAAAGAAAAUCAACAAAACCACAUGGAACUCCGGACAAUGUGCAAGGACCUCCUGAGGAACUUCCAACGACACGGACCCUUCAUGCAGAAACCCCAAAUUCCACGGCAUCGAGCUGUUUCGGUGCACUUUGUGAAUGUCCUCAACAAUUCCAAGCACGCAGACAAUGAGCUUCUGCGUGAUAUUUGCGCCAUUGAGGAGCACGAAGAGCCCCCACAUGCAAAGUACACACCAAACCCAGUGACGUGUCACCAGGAGAGGAAGCACUGUGACAUCGAUGACCAACCUCCGGUCUACGCCACGCAGAAUCCCUUCGACAAACGUAGCCCGGAGAGUCUCAAAAUUCUCGCCGAGAGGCGUCAGUGUGAGCUCCUCUAUCACGGGGAGCUCAUCCAGAAGGCCAUCUUCUUCCCCACUGGUCAGCCGGAGAAUGGCGAAGGGAUCUCCGGCCUUGGGUGCAAAUACAACAAAACAAUGUCCUUCAUUGUGAUCGACAGUCUAACGUACCAUCCAUUCGCUGAACGUCUCGGUGUGGAUGUUUUAGCGCAGAAAGAUAAGAGUGCCGUCUUUAUCAUUGACCCUGAGAAUGAGUCAACGUAUUUUAUGAAGGAGGACAUUUCCCUGAGGAAUAUCAUGCAAUUCGUGCGGAAUUUCUUUCAGAAACGCCUCAAUAGGCACCUAAAGACCUCCGACACCCCAAUGCGGUUCACCCACACCUUCAGGGAGGAGAAGGUGGAGGUGAAUGGCAGCAGUGAGAGCAGCAGCAAUGCAGUGAGUAGGGAGGUGGCAUUUGACGUGGUGUCCUCCAAGACAUUCCUGGAGAGCGUAAUGGAGUCCGGGAGCACGGAUGUGGUGCUCUUUACCUCCACAAAUUGUGCCUUUUGCACGAUGAUGUCGCAGAAUGUGCUGCAAGUGGCGCAAAUCCUUCGGCACAUUCCACGACUGCGCUUUGUGACAAUCGACGGGGAUCGCAAUGAUCUGCCGUGGCAGUACCAAAUGGAGUACUUCCCGUCGCUCGUGGUGUUCCCGCGGCACAACAAGGCGGAAUCGCGCAUCUUCCCCACGCAUCUGCCGGUGACGGUGCAGAACAUUCUGAGCUUCGUUGUGGCCAAUUUGGAGCGUGGGAGUCGCCUACGGGCCAUCAUGCUCGCGUGUAGUGCCUCAAAGAAGAUCCCGUCGCUCGGGCACUGUGUGCAGGUGCUGCGGACGGAGGUGGAGGCGACGAUCUCGGAGAGUUUGCGACAGUGGCGCACACAGGCCCACAGGCGCUCCUCCAUUCUCAGACGAUUGCAAAUUCUGCGGGAGUUGUACUUGCAUUUGCACGAGACAAAUCAAUUCUGUGAUUUUAAGCAAUUAGAACACUACGUGAGGCGGAUUGUUAAAAUUUGGAGUUGAUGACGGGGCCGGGGGGGACGAUGAGAGCUUUGUUACGAAACAUUUUUGUUGCCUGAAAUGAAAUGAGAAAUAAAAAAAAAUUAAGAAAAUGUU